This is a messenger RNA of Pseudogymnoascus destructans, 752 nucleotides long. RefSeq names its product cofilin (gene COF1). NCBI's taxonomy places the organism in Eukaryota, Fungi, Ascomycota, Leotiomycetes, Thelebolales, Thelebolaceae. The record is from RefSeq and is a predicted model, not a curated record. Bases 294 to 752 code for a protein of 152 amino acids. Gene Ontology annotation, molecular function: actin filament binding. Gene Ontology annotation, biological process: actin filament severing; cell motility; actin filament depolymerization. Gene Ontology annotation, cellular component: cytoplasm; actin cytoskeleton; actin cortical patch. The transcript has 4 exons.
CAACAAUCCCCCUCAAUCCCUCACACAAACUUGCACAUAUCACCCUCGUCGCUGGUUUUUAUAUCUCUUUACCUGCGGAACUGUAACGACGUCCUGCCUUCCUAUUAAUCCGCCACACGAUUACCCUACUCUGUACGUCUCUCUCCCAUAUCAGAAAUCCCUCACAAUGCUAUCGUCGUCAUCACUCUCUUCCCCCCUCCGAACGGAUGCCUUGCGCAGCACCAAGCUUCAUGCUGACCCGGACUUCUGUGACAGCCUCCCCAACCUUUGUUGUGCGUCCAAUAUAGAACAAAAUGUCUCAAUCAGGUGUCCAAGUUUCGCAAGAAUGCGUCAGCAAGUUCAACGAGCUCAAGCUCGGCAAGAGCAUCAAGUACAUCAUCUACAAGCUCUCCGAUGACAACAAGGAGAUCGUGGUUGAGGAUACCUCUGAAGACGCCGACUGGGAUGACUUCCGCGGGAAGCUUAUCAACGCCAAGUCCAAGACCAAGAGCGGUGCUCUGACCAAGGGCCCGCGAUACGCCGUAUACGACUUUGCCUACGACCUGUCGUCUGGCGAGGGCUCGAGAAGCAAGAUUACCUUCAUUGCAUGGUCUCCUGAUGAUGCUGGGAUCCAGCCCAAGAUGGUUUACGCCUCGUCCAAGGACGCCCUCAAGCGCUCUCUGAACGGCAUCGCGGCCGAGUUCCAAGCCAACGAUGAAGAUGAUAUUGAGUACGCCAGCGUGCUCAACAAAGUCUCCAAGGGUCUCGCAUAG